Acaulospora morrowiae is the source of this 195-nucleotide messenger RNA. NCBI's taxonomy places the organism in Eukaryota, Fungi, Glomeromycota, Glomeromycetes, Diversisporales, Acaulosporaceae. The record is from the annotation of a GenBank genome assembly.
GAGGCAACCCACAAGCAAAAGACCCAGGAACUAUGGAGUGACAAGAUAGAAAGAGUAGUGGCAGAAACAUUCACGCAAAUGGAUAAAACACAGCAAAAAGCAUACAAAUACAUCAGACUUGAUAACUCCAAUACAGAAAUGGAAGAAAUGGAGACAGACAACAACAACUGGAAAAGCAAAACAGAAGAAGAAUAA